Molecule: messenger RNA, 1509 nt
Organism: Orbilia oligospora ATCC 24927
Lineage: Eukaryota; Fungi; Ascomycota; Orbiliomycetes; Orbiliales; Orbiliaceae
Exons: 2
Coding region: 1-1509 (502 amino acids)
Biological process (GO): carbohydrate metabolic process
Cellular component (GO): extracellular region
Molecular function (GO): cellulose binding
Source: RefSeq, a predicted model, not a curated record
AUGGCACCCUCAAAAGAACUUCUCGCAAUUCUACUAUUCCAAGCCGUUGGCAUAUAUGCUCAGGCACCAGUCUAUGGCCAAUGUGGAGGCAUAGGAUGGACGGGGGCGACGACAUGUGCUUCUGGGUCCACAUGCGUAUACUCAAACCCUUAUUAUUCUCAGUGUCUCCCAGGUUCGAGUCCGAACCCGACAACUACCCUCGCUACAACUACUAGGACAACUACCAGGGCUGGAACCACACCUGUCACAACCACUACUACUACUGCGAGAACUACAACAACUACCCCAAGCGCGCCUGGCAAUGAACCAGCUACAUUCACUGCUAACCCCAAUAUUGGCCCUGGGGGUAGCAGCUUCAGAGACUCUCCUCAUUUCCGCGUCUAUGGCGCUACAAGUACAUCCGCUGCAGAUGCCGCACUCAAUAUGCUCGAGGCCGCUUACAGCUGCUUUGUUGGUACCCUAGGUUGGCGGUCACCGGGUCUCUCUUACAAUGAUAACACGGAUGAUGACGGCCCCUGGACUAAGAUCAAUAUUUAUUCCGUCAGCACCCUCCCUGGUGCAGCCGGCGUAAUGCACGCAGAUUAUGCUACUGGUAUGGCCUGGUUGGAGGUUGUUCACCAAUACCUCACCAUUCCUGGUGUAACAGUCCAUGAGCUUGGCCAUGGAAUGCACUACCAUGAAAAGACCUGGGUUGAUCAAGGUCGAACGGGAGCUUGGUGGGAGACUGUCGCCAACUUUGUUGCUGACACUUUCAAGACUUCUCCACUGUGCGCAAGUGCACGAUCACAAUAUGGGCAAUCUGCCACCGCCACUGAAAUAAACUUGAGCAAAGUUAUUGGGGAUUCCUUCCAAGUCAUCGUUGAUGGUUCCGUAAAUACUGGAAACUAUUACGAGGCUUGGCCAUUCCUUGCUUAUCUGACAUAUAACCCUGACGGUUACAGUGGACUUGGUACCAAUGCUCUUCGCAACCUCUUCCGACAAUACGCCAAAAAUAGUAACGAGACCCCCCUCCACACCCUUGCUCGUGUCUCCAAUGCCGGAGUUCCAAUAAUCGUCGGACGGUACUGGGCUCGUAUGGCAUAUGCCGACAUCGGUCAUCCGACUGCUGGCCAGGUCUUCCUUAGCCAGCGCAGCCGACUCAACUACGCUAAUCUCGACUCUCAAGGCAAUAAUGCUUACAAGCCUAAGUCCGCUCGUCGCCCACUGUAUAUGGGUGCAAACAUCGUCCCAUUGAAGAAGUCUGGCGCUGUCACUGUUAGUGUUUCAGUCUCUGGUGCCACUCUUGCGUAUACCGCCACUCUUUCCAUCAGAAACACCAGCUCUGGUUCCACUCGCUACGUCAAUCUGUCUGGUGGAUCAGCCUCCGCGUCUGUUGCCAGCGACGAAGAAAUCACUUUCGUGAUUGCAAAUACACCCGCGAACCUUAUCCUCUAUGAUGCAUUCAGCCUGUCUAGUGAGGUUAAAAAUGGCCUUGACUACUCCGUCACUAUCACUGGAGCGACACCGUAA